Molecule: messenger RNA, 723 nt
Organism: Andrographis paniculata
Lineage: Eukaryota; Viridiplantae; Streptophyta; Magnoliopsida; Lamiales; Acanthaceae
Product: glutathione S-transferase T3-like
Exons: 1
Coding region: 1-723 (240 amino acids)
Source: RefSeq, a predicted model, not a curated record
AUGUUAGAAAAUAAACCUUUGUUCCCUACAUCUAAUCUCCCAUUUCAACCAUUCAAUCCUCCACCAUACUAUCAAAUUCCUCCAAACUUCUAUCCUCCAAAUUUUCAAGCAUUCGGAAGUUUAUCAUCUCCUCAAUUCAUGAUGCAAGCCACUGAAGCAAUGGACACCCCACAAUACUGCACACCUAUCAAUUUAGCAGAUGAUGAUGUUCCUGACAAUACAAAAAAUAAAGAUACGAGGAAGGUGUGGAGCUGGACCGAAGACGAACUUCUAAUCAGUGCAUGGCUAAACACAAGUAAAGAUUCCUUAACCAACACUGACCAACCAAGUAGUGCUUUCUGGAAACGAAUCGCAUCUUACUACAUGGAGAACAGGCCCGAAAGUGCAACGAGCAGGGGUGUUACUCAAUGUAAAAAUCGUUGGAGUAAGAUAUGUAAGGUUGUGCAAAAGUUUGUUGGGUGUUAUGAGGAGGCUAAUCGAAACAUUCGCAAUCGAAAAGCAAGCAAGGAUGUCCUUAAUGCAGCAAAAAAGAUAUAUUCAAAUGACAGUGAGAAAAAAAGCUUCGUCCAUGAAGAUGCUUGGCGUAUACUCAGAAAUGAGCUCAAAUGGAAGACCAGUUACUGCGAACCAUUUCAUAACAGUAGUGGAAGUUCAAAGCAAAAAAAAAAAAAACAAGUGAAAUGGUGGUUACUUAGGCUUGUGUCCAGCGAUACCAUACUUUGA